AUUUUAUGUUCAUAGUGAAUGGCAAUUCGCAAAAAUAUACGCAAUUUGUUGGUAAAUAUUUAUAAAAACAAGAUUUGAUAUUGAUAAAACAUUGUUUUUAAUGAAUAAUGGACGCCAAACGUGAGAGAAAGUCAUCCUUGGCACCACUUUCGCCAUGUCCAAUUCCCGAUAUUACGGACGAUGAACUCGUCACGAUUUCUGUGCGAGAUCUGAAUAGGACUCUGAAGAUGCGUGGCCUGAAUCGUGAGGAAAUUGUGCGUAUGAAGCAGAGGCGACGCACGCUGAAGAAUCGUGGCUAUGCUGCAAGUUGUCGAAUUAAACGGAUCGAACAAAAGGAUGAGCUGGAAACGAAAAAAUCGUAUGAAUGGACUGAGUUGGAGCAAAUGCAUGAGGACAAUGAGCAAAUACGCCUGGAUGUGAACAACUGGAAAAACAAAUAUAAGGCAUUGUUGCAAUUUGCCAUACAAAACGAUAUUCCAAUUCCAAGUGAGUUGGAGGGCUGCUGAUAUGCUGAUGAGUAUGGUGGCGCAAUUGAUCCACACAUUCCAGUUCCAGUUGCAAAAUUCAAUCAAAAUCAAAACACACCUGUCACCAUAGUACAAUAGCUGGAAUUUGAGUUGUAAUAAUCUGUCAUCAUCACUUUGUCAACCACUUGACUUUUAACUUUAAUAAACUUUGUAUACGAGAACAACCAA
Molecule: messenger RNA, 695 nt
Organism: Drosophila nasuta
Lineage: Eukaryota; Metazoa; Arthropoda; Insecta; Diptera; Drosophilidae
Gene: maf-S
Product: MAF bZIP transcription factor K
Exons: 2
Coding region: 108-506 (132 amino acids)
Biological process (GO): regulation of transcription by RNA polymerase II
Cellular component (GO): nucleus
Molecular function (GO): RNA polymerase II cis-regulatory region sequence-specific DNA binding; DNA-binding transcription factor activity, RNA polymerase II-specific
Source: RefSeq, a predicted model, not a curated record